CAUCUCAAUUUUUCUUUCUUGUUCGAAUACUCUUCUACUGCCUUAUCAUCGCUGAAUCACCAGAUUGAGCGCGCCGUUGCUAAUUCUUUUCCCAGGAUAAAGCCCCAUUUCUUCUCAACUCCAAAAAUCCGUAACCAAUCAGCUCUGUUAAAGCAUUAAUUAGUACUAAAAAAAUGGCUCAUUCCUUAGUAUCUUCAUCGGCUUCCUCUCUCAGAUUCAGCUCUCUCGUCUUCUCCCCAAACCCUAGCUCCACUCCCGAUGCUCAUAAGCUCCCCAUUCUCUUUGAGCCCUUCCACUCUAGGAAAUUCAGAAAUUUAAGUAGCAGCAGAAAGAAUCUUAAACCUUCAGCAGCAAAGGCUGUUUACUCCGGUCAAUCUUGGUCUCCUCAGAACACUUCUCGCCAAGGGUUUUGGUCCAUUCGAGAUGAUUUGGAGGUUCCUUCCUCACCUUACUUCCCGGCAUAUGCGAAUCAAGGGCAAGCACAAGGUCCGCCUCCUAUGGUUCAUGAGAGAUUCCAAAGUGUUAUUAGCCAACUUUUUCAAUAUAGAAUUAUACGUUGUGGUGGAGCUGUUGAUGAUGACAUGGCUAAUAUUAUUGUUGCUCAGCUCCUUUAUCUUGAUGCAAUUGAUCCUAACAAGGAUAUCGUAAUGUAUGUAAAUUCUCCAGGAGGAUCAGUUACAGCUGGUAUGGCAAUAUUUGACACGAUGAGGCAUAUCCGACCAGAUGUAUCUACUGUUUGUGUUGGACUUGCAGCUAGUAUGGGCGCCUUCCUGCUUAGUGCUGGGACCAAAGGGAAAAGAUACAGCUUGCCUAACUCAAGAAUAAUGAUCCAUCAGCCCCUUGGUGGAGCUCAAGGUGGGCAAUCUGACAUAGAUAUUCAGGCAAAUGAAAUGUUACAUCACAAGGCAAAUCUUAAUGGGUAUCUUGCCUACCACACUGGUCAAAGUCUGGAGAAGAUCAAUCAGGAUACAGACCGUGAUUACUUCAUGAGUGCAAAAGAAGCUGCAGGCUAUGGGCUUAUUGACGGUGUUAUAACGAAUCCUCUCAAAGCUCUCCAGCCACUGGCAGCUGCAGCAGAUCAACAAUGACCAUUUUCAAUGUAAACUUUCUGCAGUAAUUGUGCUUUAUCCACUGUAGAGUUAGAUCAGAAAGAUCACAUAAACUGUUACUAAUUUUGUUUGAAUGCUCUAUACUUUGCGAUCGAGGAUCAAGAGUCAUUUCAUUGUAAGCCUUUCUGAAUAUUUCGGUCAACCUUCCGUUUUUGAUUUCCUGGAUAAACUUCUGGUGGAAUCAAAAGUUUAAAAGAAAAAAAGUACUGAAAUUUGUAGA
Messenger RNA from Mercurialis annua (annual mercury), 1329 nucleotides. Its product is annotated as ATP-dependent Clp protease proteolytic subunit 5, chloroplastic. Lineage: Eukaryota; Viridiplantae; Streptophyta; Magnoliopsida; Malpighiales; Euphorbiaceae. Gene Ontology annotation, cellular component: endopeptidase Clp complex. The transcript has 9 exons. The record is from RefSeq and is a predicted model, not a curated record. Gene Ontology annotation, molecular function: ATPase binding; serine-type endopeptidase activity; ATP-dependent peptidase activity. Gene Ontology annotation, biological process: protein quality control for misfolded or incompletely synthesized proteins. Bases 174 to 1088 code for a protein of 304 amino acids.